Alexandromys fortis (reed vole) is the source of this 3438-nucleotide messenger RNA. It is a transcript of the gene Rsad2, whose product is annotated as radical S-adenosyl methionine domain containing 2. The record is from RefSeq and is a predicted model, not a curated record. Gene Ontology annotation, cellular component: mitochondrion; endoplasmic reticulum membrane; lipid droplet. Bases 1 to 1086 code for a protein of 361 amino acids. NCBI's taxonomy places the organism in Eukaryota, Metazoa, Chordata, Mammalia, Rodentia, Cricetidae. Gene Ontology annotation, biological process: defense response to virus; positive regulation of immune response. The transcript has 6 exons. Gene Ontology annotation, molecular function: catalytic activity; 4 iron, 4 sulfur cluster binding.
AUGGGGAUGCUCCUGCCCACUGCUCUCGCUGCGGGGCUGCUGAGCCUGUUCCAGCAGCAGCUAGACUCCCUCUGGAGUGGACUGGCCAUCCUGUUUUGCUGGUUUAGACUAGCACUGAAAUGGCUAGGUUCUGGAAAGGGACAACCACAGCCACAGGUCCGGACCAUGCCCGAGGAGACCCCGGAAGAACCAAACGAUUCUCAGCCUACAGUCCCUGUUAGCGUCAACUACCACUUCACCCGUCAGUGCAAUUACAAGUGCGGGUUCUGCUUCCACACAGCCAAGACAUCCUUCGUGCUGCCCCUGGAGGAGGCCAAGCGAGGGCUGCUUCUGCUCAAACAGGCUGGUAUGGAGAAGAUCAACUUUUCAGGAGGAGAACCCUUUCUGCAGGACAGGGGUGAAUACGUGGGUAAGCUCGUGAGAUUCUGCAAGGAGGAGCUGGCCCUGCCCUCUGUGAGCAUCGUGAGCAAUGGCAGCCUCAUUCGCGAGAAGUGGUUCAUGGACUAUGGUGACUAUCUGGACAUUCUUGCCAUCUCUUGUGACAGCUUCAUUGAGGAUGUUAAUGUUCUCAUUGGCCGGGGUCAGGGGAAAAAGAACCACGUGGAAAACCUUCAAAAACUGAGGAAGUGGUGUCGAGACUACAAGGUGGCUUUCAAGAUCAACUCCGUCAUCAAUCGCUUCAAUGUGGAUGAAGACAUGAAUGAACACAUCAAGGCCCUGAACCCUGUCCGCUGGAAGGUCUUCCAGUGCCUCCUAAUUGAGGGUGAGAACUCUGGAGAAGCUGCCCUGAGGGAAGCAGAACGAUUUCUUAUAAGCAAUGAAGAAUUUGAAGCAUUCUUAGAGCGUCACCAAGAGGUGUCCUGUUUGGUGCCGGAAUCUAACCAGAAGAUGAAAGACUCCUACCUUAUUCUGGAUGAAUAUAUGCGCUUCCUGAACUGUACUGGUGGCCGGAAGGACCCUUCCAAGUCCAUCCUAGAUGUCGGGGUGGAAGAAGCGAUAAAGUUCAGUGGAUUUGAUGAGAAGAUGUUCCUGAAGCGGGGAGGCAAGUAUGUAUGGAGCAAGGCUGACCUGAAGCUGGACUGGUGAACCCGAGACAAGAAGGAUAGUCUGACCAGCUAUGCGAAUCUCCACGUGAAGCUGUCCACCACCCGAGGUUCUCGCUCUCUAUCCAGAGAUGAAAACAUGAUUCUCGGUUGUAUAUCCUCUGGCUGUCUGUGGAUUAUCGUUACUGAGAAUGUGGACUGUAUGUCUGUUUUAGUUUGACUGAACUAAGAAGAAAGGGGUAAAACCACGCAAUGAUAGCUUAUAAAACAGAUAAUCUGCCUGUGUGCAGGGAUAGAGUUCAGUUCCCAGAAGAGCGAGGUGCACUCGUCCCAAAGACCAACGUAUUUAACUUGUGUUUGAAUUUUUGUGGAAUUUUACUGUGAAUCCCUUGUUUCCUUUCUCCUCCUCCUUACUUGAGAAGGUGAGUUAUUUUCUACUAAAUAUGCCAGUUUUAUUCACCAGGAAACAUCACAAAAUACGUCCUCCGGUGACUAUUUAAAGGCUCUUCUGCUUUGGAAUGUUGGACUUUUUACUCAGAAGUAUAGGAAGAGUAGAAGGUCAUCCUCUAAGUCUGGAAAAGCAGCAACGGCUGUGUUGGCGCAUUCCGUAAAAGUCAUGGAAGCAAGGCCAGGAAGGACUCUGUCGGGAGUAUGGAGUGUGGUCAGCUUGGUAUAAAAGUGCUUGUGACUCCAUGGAAUAUUUCCCAAGAAAGCCUGAAUGAGACCCAGUCUAGGUCAACGUGAGAUGAACCAGAUGCUUCUCUGAAACAAAAAGGCAGAAAAGACGAUGAGAACAGGUCAAAUACUCUUCCUGUGGAAGCAUCGCGUGAUGCUUGCCAGACCAGAGCUGCAUCUCACCGUUUGCAAAAUAACAAUUCCCUAUCAAAGAGCAAAAAUAGUUGCAAGUUUUCUGUUGCCAAUGAAUUUUAACGUCCCUGAAAUUCUUCUGCUGCCGCUAGAGGGCACUGAGAUGUCGGACUUCAUUAGGCAUCUCAGAAAUAUUGCUUCAGAGUUUACUUUUAGAACUUGGUGAAUUUUGGUUCUGUUCCUUCAGUGUGUGUGUGUUUGGAUAAGUACUAAGAAUUUGAUAAGGAACUGGAUUUGUAUGUAUUUUCUCACAAAAGAUGUUUAUACUUCAGUAAGGUCAUCAUAAUUCAACAAAAACACUUUGUCUCACCCAAAAUAGGUCAGGAGCUCUGUAUUUCCUGUUUUGUUUGUUUGUGUGCUUAGUGACUGCCUUUUUUUCCCUUGACGUUGGGUAUAACUAUGUAGCCCAGGCUAUCCUGGAAACCAUGCUCUCCCUGCCCUAACUUCCCCCAUUCUAGGGGUUACAUUUGUAUAUCCCCAACUCCUAUCAAGGUAUUUUAGAGAGAAAACUGAGUCACGUUUUUCCUGCAGAUUUUGAUAUUUUUUUAGUUAAGUCCUGUGUACUCAGUUUACCUGGGAAAGCCCAAACGACAGGGGCAGAUGCCCGCUUGAUCAUGUGACAAGAAACAAAUUGGAGCUGAAGCCCCAUCUUCUGACUUGGAGUUCAUUUUCUUCUAGUUGAGUGAACCUGCAUGGCUUCUUCCCCUAAGAAAGCACAAGAGCAGCGUACACUUGGGACGUGAGCCAUCCGAAAUGCACCCCAAGCUGUCCCUCCUACUCCUGACCCUCUGUGUAUGCACAGGUUGGGUGAGUCAGACCUCUAGGCUUAAAAUACUCAAAAAUAACCCUUCUUCAAGUGAAUAAUUGUGAUAUUCUAUCAUCACAGUAAAAAUUAAGUUCGGAUUAUAUCAUGAAAUUGGUUUCCUUUCUCAGUUUUAAAUCUGGGUGUUUGUUUGUGAAGCACACUCUCUUCACCAGGAAAGCAGAGCGUCAUUUAGUUGACAUUUGCUAAAUGUUGCAGACAGUGGUGUCAGAUGACCGAUUGACUCAGGGUGGCGAUGCUGGGAAAGGCGAUUUGCUGAAGAACUUUGGAGGGUAGGACACCCCCACACUGAUUUUAAAGCCCCCAGUGUCUCUGUUAUAUAGUGUUAAAUAAUAAAAUCAUGGGCUGUUCAUUUUUAUGCUGGAAACUGUAGGAUGCUAUCUGGCUAAACAAUGUGGGAAAAAUGGGCUCAGGUUUGAAUUGAAUUGGAUUUUGGGGUCUAAUUAUUGCAUAGAUAAAUAGCCAAACCAUCAAACCCAGGAGCACUUGGUUCCUUCCAGCAAUAAUUCAGCUCGUGUCCUACCCUCUUGAUGAACUGAUAUUGUUUAAUAAGCUCUUUUUAAGCCAAAGAACAAUGAUGCGGGUGAUCACAUAUCAUCUGAGUGUAUUCAGAUGAGCUUUAGUAUUGGGGGUAUAUGUAUAUGUAUUCUUCUGUAGGAUUUUACUGUAUGCGGUAACAUGUUUGUUGUAAUAAAAUGUUCUGUG